CUUUGCAGAUAUCAACAAGCUCUAACAACAACAGUAGUAUUUCUGGGAAUGAUGUUGAGUUCUACAUUUUGGGGCAACAUUAGUGACAGAUAUGGACGGAAAACUGCGCUAAGUAUGUGUGGAGUAUUAUUAUUUUACUAUGGACUUUUAAGUGCUAUAGCUCCUAACUUUCUAUGGCUUUUGUUUUUACGAGGACUUGUUGGAUUUGCAAUAGGAUGUGUUCCACAAUCUGUUACUUUAUAUGCAGAGUUUUUACCAACUAAACAACGGGCCAAAUGUGUUGUCCUUUUAGAUGUAAGUUAUGCUAUUAAAAUGAUCUAGCUUUUUCUAGACUGUUCUUUUUAAUCUGAUUGUCUAACACUAGUUCUGUAAUAGCAACAUAUUGAGAAUAUAGC
Messenger RNA from Papilio polytes (common Mormon), 395 nucleotides. Its product is annotated as synaptic vesicle 2-related protein-like. Gene Ontology annotation, biological process: transmembrane transport. Gene Ontology annotation, cellular component: membrane. Bases 49 to 321 code for a protein of 90 amino acids. The record is from RefSeq and is a predicted model, not a curated record. Lineage: Eukaryota; Metazoa; Arthropoda; Insecta; Lepidoptera; Papilionidae. The transcript is spliced from 3 exons. Gene Ontology annotation, molecular function: transmembrane transporter activity.